GGGGUUAGCGGCGCCAUCCCUUAGAAAACUAGCUCGCUAAAAAACGCUAACUAGAAAGAAUUAUUUGGACCAUUUAAACUCUGCCCUGGUAGUCAGAAGGUCUUCAUUUAGAAGAACUAUGACGCCUCAUGAUGAAAGCCGAAUUCCUUCAGAAGUUACGAGGUCGAUGCCCCUUUUGACAACCAGAGCGACCAUUUAUUUAGGUACAUGGAAUGUUCGCACAAUGUGAGACACCGGGAGAGCCUUCCAAAUUGCUGCGGAAAUGAGGAGAUACAACCUGGAGGUGCUUGGGAUCAGUGAAACACAUUGGACGCAAGUUGGACAACAACGACUAGCUUCAGGGGAGCUUCUGUUAUACUCCGGCCAUGAAGAAGAAAAUGCACAACAUACACAAGGAGUUGGAUUGAUGCGGUCCAAACAAGCACAAAAUGCACUUAUAGGAUGGGAAUCUCAUGAACCAAGGAUCAUCAAAGCCUCCUUCAAAACAAAGAAAGAGGGCGUUUCAAUGAACGUCAUCCAAUGCUAUGCGUCUACCAACGACUACAAUGAAGAAGCUAAAGAUCAAUUCUACAAUAGGCUUCAGUCAAUCGUCGAGAAGUGCCCAACAAAGGACCUGACCAUACUGAUGGGAGAUUUCAAUGCCAAAGUUGGAACGGACAACACUGGAUAUGAAGACAUCAUGGGAGGACACGGACUGGGAGAAAGGAACGAAAAUGGUGAGAGAUUUGCAAACCUAUGUGCCUUCAAUAAACUGGUCAUAGGCGGCACUAUAUGCCCACAUAAACGCAUUCAUAAAAUCACAUGGACUUCACCAGAUCACACUACGCAAAGCCAAAUCGACAAUAUCUGCAUCAACAAAACGUUCAGGAGGACGAUGGAGGACGUGAGAACCAAGAGAGGAGCUGAUAUAGCAUCAGACCAUCAUUUGCUGGUCGCCAAGAUGAAAUUGAAACCCAAGAAGCAAUGGACAACAGGGCGGACAACACGACAAAAGUUAAAUACGGCUUUUCUUCAGGAUACUGACAAGCUCAACAAAUUCAAGAAAGUCCUCAGCACUAGAUUCCAGGCAGUUCAUGAUCUACUCAAUGGAGAGCAGCUGGAAAGGGAUAAAAGAGGCGAUCACUUCAACAUGUUAUGAGGUUCUGGGUCGCAAGAAGCACCAUCACAAGGAAUGGAUCACUGUUGAUACACUGGAUAAGAUUCGAGGAGUAACAAGAAGGCAGCAAUCAAUACCAGCCGAACAAGAGCAGAAAAAGCCAAGGCACAAGCUGAAUACACAGAAGUAAACAAGCAGGUGAAGAGGAGCAUCAGAACCGACAAACGUAAAUACGUGGAAGAUUUAGCAAUGACGGCGGAAAAGGCUGCAAGAGAACGAAACAUAAGACAAUUGUAUGACACGACAAAGAAACUCUCUGGAAAUCGCCGCAAACCAGAACGACCAGUGAAAAGCAAGGAAGGCAAGGUAAUCACCAACAUUGAAAAACAACAAAAGAGGUGGGUAGAACACUUCAAAGAACUCUUAAAUCGACCCGCCACACUGAACCCACCCAAUAUCGAAGAAGCACCCACGGAC
Messenger RNA from Schistosoma haematobium, 1573 nucleotides. RefSeq names its product Craniofacial development protein 2. The record is from RefSeq and is a predicted model, not a curated record. Gene Ontology annotation, cellular component: nucleus. The coding region runs from base 263 to 1138 and encodes 291 amino acids. The transcript has a single exon. Gene Ontology annotation, molecular function: catalytic activity. Gene Ontology annotation, biological process: chromatin remodeling. NCBI's taxonomy places the organism in Eukaryota, Metazoa, Platyhelminthes, Trematoda, Strigeidida, Schistosomatidae.